This is a messenger RNA of Triticum dicoccoides, 1472 nucleotides long. RefSeq lists its product as uncharacterized. Gene Ontology annotation, molecular function: DNA binding; DNA-binding transcription factor activity. The record is from RefSeq and is a predicted model, not a curated record. Bases 790 to 1212 code for a protein of 140 amino acids. The transcript is spliced from 12 exons. Gene Ontology annotation, biological process: regulation of DNA-templated transcription. Lineage: Eukaryota; Viridiplantae; Streptophyta; Magnoliopsida; Poales; Poaceae.
CCUCCACUUCCCUCUCCCGCACAUCUCUCUCGCAUCCUCCCCGUCCGCCGCCGCCACACUAUCGCCGCCGCCUACCCUCGACGGGCGGCCCACCUCCUCCUCCUUCUCUGUCGUGGCGCGGAGCUCCGCGGCAACCUCUCGCUGGUCUGGUCCGGCUUGAGCCCCUUCGUGCUGACCCCGACCCCCCCUUCUUCCAAGCCGACGCGGCCACCAUCGACGGCGAGGGCCGCAGCAGGAGCAGGAGCAUGGCGGGAAGUAGGAGAACGACAAGGGGAGGUCGAGCCGCCAUCCGUCGCCGGCGGUCGACACCUCCUGUUCGACCACACAGCGGGAGCACCGGACCAUUGUCCUUGUGUUCGUGCUCCUCCAGGAAGAAGACGACCCAAGGUGAGCCGCCUCCGAUCCAUCUUGCGGAGGCAGCGGAGUUCUCCUCCUCAAGGUGUCAACCAUCCUCGAUCUACUCCUCCUCCUACGUCUUCUGCGAUGGCUUCCUCGUGUGUCAGCUCUGGUUGAGAUUCUUAUUCGUCCAUUUUCACCGGUGCCUCCUUCGAUCUGCCCCUCUCGCUUGUCCAUUCAUGGAUUUAUAGGUGUUCUCCGGCUGAAAUUAGGCUGCUCCUGCCAUGUCUAUCAGUGAAAUGCCUCCUUCCAUGAUAAAGCAGCCUACUCGUAGGUGCAAAUCUGGGUGUCGAUUCUGCCUCACCUUUCUAGCUGACAGUGGUUCGGUUUGCUGCAGGUUCUCUCAGUGUUCAGGCGACGUCUUCCUGCAGUUCGACUCCAGCCUAGCAGGGCAUGGGUGAUUUCAGCCACUCCACCGGUAAUUCAGCCCCAGGGGCGUAUGGCGGCGAGGAAGCGGCGGCGCACGCCUACAACCUGGCGGAAUUGAAGUACUGGGGCCAUGACACCAUCCUCGACUUCCUGCUGUCUAGCUACGACCAAGAGUUGAAGGAAAUGGAGGAGCAAUCCAGGGAAGAGUACAUCGGUUCGCUCCGUAGGACUCCAGUAAUAAAACCACAUUAUGAAAUAAUCAGCGAUGCUGUUUACAUCAGUGAUGAUGAAGGUAAGCGCUGCCAUAAACGCCAAUGUGCCAAAAAGACAAGGGGCCGAGCUCCAUGUAGCGAACCAUGUCUUUGUGAGAGGACCGUAACAAGAGGACCAAUAUGGUGCAAACUAUGGGGCAAACCAUCGCUCACUAUCAACAAGCGGUUCAUGUGACGUGCCAUGUGGGAAGUUGAACGACAAGACAGUCAAGUGAAGCUAUCAAAUAGUAUGCUUUAGUUGAACUGUAUAGGUUCCUUAUCUCUCACUGGCGCUCUGGCUUGAUUUUGUUGUCUAACUCUACUCUCUGUAUCUAACUUAAUGUGAAUUGAUCGUCCUGCCUUAGCUUUGGAACAAAGAAAUGUUUCUCUUUUAUUACGAGCCUCCAGGUCAUUUGUUCUACUGAGUAAAUAUUUCCUACUCACCUUGCAUUUGGU